This is a messenger RNA of Serinus canaria (Common canary), 1874 nucleotides long. RefSeq names its product protein CEPU-1. Lineage: Eukaryota; Metazoa; Chordata; Aves; Passeriformes; Fringillidae. Gene Ontology annotation, cellular component: neuron projection. The transcript is spliced from 8 exons. The record is from RefSeq and is a predicted model, not a curated record. Bases 180 to 1247 code for a protein of 355 amino acids.
UCGGCAGGCUCAGCGCUCGCAGCCAGCCUUGCCGGGGGCUCUCCUGAUCUCCGUGGAGCUCCGCAGCGCUCGCCCCGGUGGUUUUGCUCCCCCCCAUCCCUCCUCUCCACCCACCCCUUCCCCCUUUUCGCCUUGUCGGGUGUGUUUUUUGCCUGUUGGAAAAGUCCCCGCUGCCCAGGAUGGGGGUCGGUGGGUGCUUGGCCCUGCCCUGGAGGUGCCUGGUCGUCCUCUGUCUCAGGCUGCUCUUCCUUGUGCCCGCAGGAGUGCCCGUGCGCAGCGGAGAUGCCACCUUCCCCAAAGCCAUGGACAACGUGACAGUGCGGCAAGGGGAGAGCGCCACGCUCAGGUGCUCCGUGGACAACCGGGUGACCCGGGUGGCCUGGCUGAACCGCAGCAGCAUCCUCUAUGCCGGCAAUGACAAGUGGUGCUUGGACCCUCGGGUGGUGCUCCUGGCCAACACCAAAACCCAGUACAGCAUCCAGAUCCAGGAUGUGGAUGUGUACGAUGAGGGCCCCUACACCUGCUCCGUGCAGACAGACAAUCACCCCAAGACAUCACGCGUCCAUCUCAUCGUGCAAGUGUCUCCAAAAAUCACCGAGAUCUCUUCUGACAUCUCCAUCAAUGAGGGCGGCAACGUCAGCCUCACCUGCAUAGCCACGGGCAGGCCAGACCCAACAAUCACCUGGAGACACAUCUCACCCAAAGCCGUGGGCUUCAUCAGUGAGGAUGAGUACCUGGAGAUCACGGGAAUCACGCGGGAGCAGUCGGGAGAGUACGAGUGCAGCGCCUCCAACGAUGUCUCAGCGCCCGUCGUCCAGCGAGUCAAAGUCACCGUCAACUACCCUCCGUACAUCUCGGAUGCGAAGAGCACCGGGGUGCCAGUGGGGCAGAAGGGCAUCCUGCUGUGCGAGGCCUCCGCCGUCCCCUCCGCCGACUUCCAGUGGUACAAAGAUGACAAGCGACUGGCUGAAGGACAGAAAGGGCUGAAAGUGGAGAACAAAGCCUUCUUCUCCAGACUGACCUUCUUCAACGUCUCCGAGCAGGACUACGGCAACUACACCUGCGUAGCCUCCAACCAGCUAGGGAACACCAAUGCCAGCAUGAUCCUCUACGAAGAGACAACUACUGCUCUGACACCCUGGAAAGGCCCUGGUGCAGUGCACGACGGGAACAACGGCGCGUGGCGGCGAAGCGGCUGCGCGUGGCUGCUGCUCCUCCCGCUCGCCCACCUCGCCCGCCUGUUUUGACCCCAGAGCCGGCCCGCGGAGUAGCGGCAGCGACGACCACGGCCAGCCAGCGCGAGCAGAAAGGAGAGGAAGAAAAGAAGAAGAAGAAGAAGUGUUCACCGUUUCCGAAAAUAAUCAUAAGAAUUGAGAGAGUAUCCGGCCAGGCCACCUGGGGGAGGGGGAGAGAGGAAAAACACGCAAAAAAAAUAACCCACAACGGGAAUUUGGAAUGGAGAGAAAAGGGAAAAAAUUAAUAAUCCAAGGCUUCCUGCUGAAGAUGCAAUGCGACUGAGUCUUUUUCUUUUCACCCUAUUUUUUUCUUUUUUGUCCCCUACCACUUUUUUCCCCUGUUUUCGUUGUUCUCUGCCACGGGCCAGCGUGGAGGAUGGACAGGGCCAUCGGAGUGUGGCACUUGUCCCCUGCCCUGUCCUCUUCACUGCCGCCACCCGCCUGCUCCCUCCCGUGGGACCCUCCAUCCAGACACACGGGUUUUCUCCUUUGCCAAGAUUUCCCCGUCUUCUCAUGGACUGUGCCGCCAUUUGUGUUUCAGAAUAUAUAUACAUAUAUAUAUAUAUAUCUCCAUGUAUACAUAUAUAUAUGUAUAGAUAUAUAGAUCUUCAACAGUUACCACACCACCACGAAAGGAAA